GAGGUGCAUCAGUUACUCGCCAGACUGUCUUUUGUGUGGAAGGGUGUGUCGGCUGAUUAUUGAGUUAACCUUUUUCAUUUUUUAUGAUCUUAGUUGUUGUCUUUCUUUGUUUAGCAUAUUGUAAUUCCCUUACCUAUCCUAUCUGCUCGACUGCUUGAAAGUUCUGGUAUCAUUAAAAUGUCAAAAAAUCCCGAAGUGGUAGAGCACAAAGAACGGAAUCAAAUCGUACACAUUCGUGGCGAUUCUGAUUCCGAAUUACAAGCCUUGUUUGACAGCGUACUGAAGCCUGAUGCCCACAGACCAUUGCAGCUGCCAUUUCGGUUGCGAAAUCUGCCAGAUUCUUUCUUCAAACCACCUCCAACUGGAUCUAAGUCUCCUUCUGUGGCAUCUAAUUCACACAGCAGAGAAAACAGCACAGAUUCUGGGCAUUUUGCUUUGAACCCUUCACCAUCAGCCAAUAUUCACCAUUCGAGAGCACACAGCUCUCCAGCCUCACUCCAACAGACUUUGGCAGCUGGUCAACAACGACCAGUACAUCAGCACUUAAAGCAACAGAGUUGUGACUUAACUCUCGAUCACUUCCCACUUCCUGAAGGAUGGGAACAAGCCAAGACACCUCAAGGACAAGUCUACUUUUUAAAUCACCUGACUCAAACAACAACAUGGGAGGAUCCACGGAAAAAAUUACUGCAGCAACAGAUUCAGCCGUUGUCACCGGCUCCUCCACCAAACAUGGUAGCUCCACCUUUACUCAGUGCCGUUACGGCGCCAGUUGCCGGAAGUAAUGCAGCGGCUGUCUUGGCGGCAUCUCAGCAAGCUUUAACCCAAGCUUUGGGUCCUCUACCGGAUGGAUGGGAACAAGCUGUUACUCCGGAAGGAGAACUCUAUUUCAUUGAUCAUCACACGAGAAAGACUUCGUGGUUUGAUCCUCGCCUUCCUAUUCACAUGCAGAAACCACCCAUGGUACACGCCGCUGGAACACAGAGCGCCGCCGCCUUACAGCAACAACAACAGAUUACUCAGCAGCCAGCUGCUUCAGGAACUUCACAGCAAACUUUGACGCCUGCCCAGGCUGCCCAGCAACAGUUGCGAUUGCAAAGACUUCAGCAAGAGCAGGAUCGUUUAAGACAGAGACAACAGGAAAUUAUAGCCAUGAUGGAACGAGAAACUCGCGUCCGUCAGCAAGAAAACAGCACCGGUUCCCAACAGCAACCGGAGUUCGCCAUGAGACGGAAUCCUCUUCAUACGCAAUCGAGUAGCAACAGUGCAGCGGCCAACGAGCUUAGCUCCAACACGGUGGAUCCUUUUCUUAGUGCAGCGUCGGCUGCUGCUACCGUCGCCGUUCCCCAUACUUGCGUCAAUGGAACAGGAAACGGAGCGGCCACAAAUAUCCCUCAGUCUUCGACAGCUCCACCUUCGUCAUUGGCUACCGACUUUCAUGCUCGUCAAGAGUCGGCCGACUCUGGUUUGGGUAUGGGUGGCAGUUAUAGCUUACCUCACACACCCGAGGAUUUCCUCGCCUCUAUGGAUGACACAAUGGACACUACGCUUGAUUGUCCUGCUUCUGUUGGCACUGUCGAUAUGAACGACAUGAACGACAUGAAUGGAGGAUUAGAGGCUGGCGAUCUACCUGCUCAUAUGGACACUACUGACGAUCUCGUACCUACUUUGGAUUUGGGAGAAGAGUUAUCGACGGACAUCCUGAAUGACGUUCUUUUGAAUUCAAACAAAGUCGACAACGUCCUUACUUGGCUCUGAAACAGCUCGUCUUGGUUGAAUCCCAAAUUUAUAAAUAUCUUCUAUGGAAUGCCAAUAUCGUCGAUGGUUUUCUUCAACACGUCUUGAAGUUUACGCAUCUAUUGGUUUGACAUUGGGCGUGAUCAACUAACUUUUACAUUUUGGCCUUAACCUUUAGUAUGGGAUUCAUCUUAACGAAUAUUCAGAAAUUGGCAAUUAUUUUGAAUAUGUAGAGCUAACGACUAGCGGUAGAGUUAAUCAAAAACAAUUCGGUUCUGAAAGUGCAAACGUUUUAGAGGAAGAUUAGCUCACAAUGCGUAUUAUGCAUUGUCGUACUAGCUUAUCAUUUACGUAUUAAGAGUUAUUGUUGGGAAACGGAAGGAGGAGCUAACAAGAUUUUCGAUAUUUGUUUCGUUUGAUUCCGAAACCAUCACUUUUUAAAACAUAUAUGCAACUAUGACUGUAGGUUCUUGUUCUAGGGAAGAUGGUUCUAGGUGUAAAAAAAAAAGAUGAGAUCCCGGUCCGGUCGCGCGCCCGUUCCAGUAUCGUCGUCUUGAGAGAAACUGACGUGCCUAUAAAACGUGUGAAGCAAUAAGAUGCCUGGGAAUUCCCUCGUGUGUCGGUCAAAAUUGUGUGUUCCUUUUCAAUGCCUUUGAAUUACCUGUAAAUGUGCUCGUCAAAUGAUUCUUUCUGCAUACCCUGUCCAAAUGUUUUUGACAAGCCACUCGCAAACCGAAUACGAAGCAGGAGAUAUAUCAUUUGAAAAUGUCUUGGUGACCCGUCCCCCUGUAUGGCCAUGAUUACUAGCCUUAAAACUGGAUUUUUCUUGCGCUUCUCGCUCGUUCUCCAUUAUUAUGAAAUUUUUUUUUAUGCAGACAGUUAACUUUGCACCACCACUCUUGGCUUUCACGGACCUCGAGUAAUUUAAACGGUCCAAAUUGUGUGUAACACAUAUGCCUUGAAGAAAUGUCUUAAAUUUCAGUGCCUUCAUUUAUGAUUUGACGUUAUCUGGUAGCUCGGAUUUAUCGUUUUGUUUUAACAAGGUGAAGUUGAGGGGGUUACAGGAAACGUUAUUAACUAUGUAUAACUUCAUUGUAUUGGUGACGGGCGAACUUUUCGAUUUAUUUGAUACAUGCUAGUUUCCCCAAGGCCUUUUAAGUGUCAAUUAGAAUAGUGUCGUACUAGAAUUAUUACAAUUAGAAACUGUUAAAAUGUUGCUCCGAAUGGCCUUAUGCGAUUUAUUUCUCUCUUGUCUGUUGACUUUUGUCCAUGAAUACAUCUUUCUACAAGUG
This is a messenger RNA of Daphnia pulicaria, 3029 nucleotides long. RefSeq names its product transcriptional coactivator YAP1-A-like (gene yki). Gene Ontology annotation, molecular function: protein binding; transcription coactivator activity. NCBI's taxonomy places the organism in Eukaryota, Metazoa, Arthropoda, Branchiopoda, Diplostraca, Daphniidae. Gene Ontology annotation, biological process: positive regulation of transcription by RNA polymerase II; hippo signaling. Gene Ontology annotation, cellular component: nucleus; cytoplasm. The record is from RefSeq and is a predicted model, not a curated record. The coding region runs from base 178 to 1758 and encodes 526 amino acids. The transcript has 8 exons.